UAGGGGGGCACACUAGUAAAUGCUUUGUUGUUGAAAGUGAAACAGGAACGGAGCGGGGAGGACAUCUGAAGCUUGGGAGGUUUGCCAGCGCUCUGGCCUCCCGUCCUCCCCUCACACUUUGUCACCAGCAUCACCACCAACAGCAGUAAGAGCAGUAAUGGAGGUGUACGCUGAGCCAUCGCCAUCAGUGAAUAAUACAUCAUCGUUGAGCCGUGGUUUGGACUGGGAGCGUCACAGUGAGCUUCAUGUCUGCCAAGUUCCGUCCACUCUUCCCAGGGACGCUGAUGCGGGAAGAGGAGACUAUGAAGUGCCGUUGUCGGUCGCUGCAGGGCGAAAGGGCUUCGUCGGUUGGAUUACCUCGGCUGUGCGAAAACAGAUCUUCGGCUCUCAUCUGACCGAGUCCGGCGGCUUCUCGCCGAUCGGUUCGCCUCGCUCCCGUGCUAGUUCGUCCAGCGGCACGCACGCCUCGGACAGACGAGGCCUGGUGGGAAUCAUUGCACCAAGCAGCGUGCGAGUGGAUCGACCUGUGGAUGCUCAGGCCAAGUCCACCAACGGUGGCCCGUCGCCCGUCUACAUCGGCUCGUUCCGCAAUGCCAAAGGAGUAGACAUGCCAGCCACUAUUCAGCUGGCUGGAAUGGAGGUGUUUGGCCUGCGGGAAGAUGACCUAGCGCGAGAAGCGGCACGCUUGCAGCGGCUACGACACCCGAACGUCUUGAGAUUCUACGGCAUUGUCAUCUCUCCACCGGGGCCAAUGAAGCUGGUGAUGGAAAACUGCCGCCACGGAAACCUACGUGAUGAGCUGCGAAACGGCGGCAUAUGCGUGCCUCUCGAUCGCCUUCUGAACUGGAGCAGGCAGCUGGCUGCGGGCAUGGCACACCUUGAGCACCACGGCAUAGUGCACGGUGACCUGAGAGCACAGAACAUCCACAUGGUCUCCAUCGACAGGUGUAAGAUUGCGAACUUUGGGAUGUGCCGCACAGCAAUCAAUUACAGCAGCAAGUCAUCCAAGAUAUCCUUUGCAUGGGCAUCGCCGGAGGCCAUCAAAAUGCAACUGGUCACGCACCAGUCGGACGUGUGGAGCUUCGGCGUAACGCUCUGGGAAAUAUUCUCGCACGGCACUACCCCCUGGAAGGGCUUGAAUGGUCUGGAGGUUUUGAAUCAAAUCGACUUGCCUCUGAAGAUCCGCCUUCCUCGCCCAAAGCACUGUCCAACACUGGUCUACUCUUUGGUCAGUCUGUGCUGGAAGCCGGCGACAAGUGACCGACCAACGUUCAAAGCAUUGGAAUCACUUUGGAAAGAGAGCCAUCCGCAUCGUGCUCGUGUUAUUGCCGAUUAUGAUUCACGGAGCACAUCAGAGCUAACCCUGACCGAAGGUGACCUUAUCACACUCAUACACAGGAUUUCAUCAGAGUACUGGUAUGGUCAGAAUCAGCACGGCCACUAUGGCGAGUUUCCCUGCAACCACGUCGAGCAAGUCUUCCUGGACGAGUGGAGCGGUGCUUCACAGAAACCAGCUGCCGUGCGUGAUGUGGACUGGAAGCCAUAUGAGGACCGGGCGGCGAGAUCAUCAAGCAGCAGUGACAUUGCAAAUAUGGAGGACAUCAGCGAGCCUUUCGAGUUCAAUCGUCACAUCUCCGUGCCCUCAGGAACAUGUCCAAAGGAGGCACAGAGGCUGCUGGAGAAGGAGUUUGGCAUGUCGUCUGUUCGCUUCAGCACCGUAGGCUGCGCGGAGUACGACCUCGCGACACCGCACAGCACCAAAGCGAAACCCAGUGGCGGCGGCAGCAAAGCAGAACUCAGCGAAUACGAGGUCAUUCAGCGGAUCAUGGGCGUGGAUACGACGGCGGCGCAACGCCGGGAACGGGCACAGACGCACACCGGCCGAGGCCUUCGCCGCUGCCCUUCCGAGCCGGCACUGAUGCCGGCCUCCAUGCUGGACAACGAGUACAUGAGCAUGGGCAAGGCCACGCCGAGUCCUGGCUUUCCUCCAUCGCGGCCUACUCCACCACGAGCAACCGCAGGAGCAGCAGUGCCAGCAGGCAACAAACCGGAGGACGAGUAUAUGUAUAUGAGGUCCGGGGUGAAUCGUCUGAGCCAGAGUGUCACCGCCACCUCGGUGGCAACGGCCACCAUGAAGAAGAAGAUGCCGAAAGUCAGGAAGAUUCAAAAAUCUGGUCAAACGUCGUCGCCCCCCAAACUCCCACCAACGAGUAAGAGUUCAUCUCCGGCACAUAUGCGACCACGAGCCAGCACGCUCAAUCCGACAUCAUCGCGAGGUGUGACUAAACACGACAGACCGGCAGCAAAUCACCCUGGUGCUAUGACCAUCAGACAACCUGCCGUGCUGCCCAAACCCAAGGUCACCACCCCGUUGAGCGGCGGAAGCAGCAGCGCGACACUUCAACGAGACAAGACGCCAGCCAACGCGGCGAGCUUGUCCGUGCAGAGUCGAAUCGAGAAGCUGCGCGAUCGCUGCAACUCUGACAAGCCGCAACUCCACGCGGUCAACAAGCGGCAACUUGGCGGCACACUAACCGCAAACCGUCGUAGCUGCUCUGUUGAAAAUAUGCUAGCAUCAUCACCCGUAGAGCAGGGCUGUGUCAAAGCUGCCAUCAAGUCACUGGGUGCAUCGGACCAGUCGUUGCCGGGCAAGCGGAGAGUGCGCAAGACCCACUCCCGGCCGCGCUCCGUGUCCGGCUCGAACGGAUCGCUGCCGUCGCUAGCGCCCCCGUCCACAGUCGGUGGAGUGCUGGGCCGCCGCUCUCCUCGCCUGGCCGAGCCCGUCUCGCCGACGUCCAGUGGCUAUGAGAGCUGCGGUGACUGAUCUUCACCAGUGCUGAUCUGCGGCGACUGAUCUUCACCAGUGCUGUGGCACUGCCGCACGGCAGGCCGAUCUGCACAUAGUGCAUAGGAACGUAUUUGUUAACCUUGAGGUCACGAUUACAUAGCUUGAGACAUAACAUUAAAAUAAGCCGCUUCCGUAAAGAACGUACCCAGACCACAUGUAGAGUGUUAUUACGCUGAGGCCGCUAAACAAGUUUUGUCUUGCAACACUUGCAUGACCAUUACAAUAAUAAUUAUUCUACACAUAGCCAUAUUUUUAUUUAGCUCUCACAGUGCCAGUCAGGUUUUAAAA
This is a messenger RNA of Sycon ciliatum, 3136 nucleotides long. RefSeq lists its product as uncharacterized. The transcript has 13 exons. Bases 158 to 2824 code for a protein of 888 amino acids. Gene Ontology annotation, molecular function: protein binding; ATP binding; protein tyrosine kinase activity. NCBI's taxonomy places the organism in Eukaryota, Metazoa, Porifera, Calcarea, Leucosolenida, Sycettidae. The record is from RefSeq and is a predicted model, not a curated record. Gene Ontology annotation, biological process: protein phosphorylation.